Molecule: messenger RNA, 734 nt
Organism: Alternaria rosae
Lineage: Eukaryota; Fungi; Ascomycota; Dothideomycetes; Pleosporales; Pleosporaceae
Exons: 3
Coding region: 201-500 (99 amino acids)
Source: RefSeq, a predicted model, not a curated record
UUUGUUCGCGGUUGAUGGACAACGCAACUGCCCCCUUUAGAGUGCCAGCAAGGAUGACAUCAUCGUGACCGUGGACCAACACCACAAUGACCAACAGUCAGGAAUGGACAGAGGACUGUUUGUAACGGACGUCCAACAGCAUACAACCGUAUACCAACAUAUUUGAAAGCGAAACCCACUACCACAGCAAUUUAUCCAGGAUGGCGAACCGCCUCUCUCGCUCACUCGAUGAGAUUGAAGCGCACACUCCAGCGAUCAAGUCACAAGAUGCGGACACCGAUGUUACCUCUAAGAACGGCGAGCAAAUCCAAGAGGGCGAUCAUGUAUACACGCGGAUAAGAGGUGGAAGGCAUGAGGGCAAUGUAGACAAGAUCGUGACCAACCAAGAAGAAGCUGAUGCAGAGGGCGUAAAGCACCCACCCAAGGUGCUAUUCACAGACCAGAAGGGGAAAGCUGUAGCGCACAAUCCAGGUACACUCGAUGUGACGGAUAAAGCCUGAGGAAACGGUUCUUUUCGUACUCCCAGACUAUAUCCGCAGGCAAUAUAGGACAAAGGUCUUGUCUUCAGGUAUUCCUCACAGCGAACCUUGGGAUCAGAAAGAGAAGCAGCUCUGGAGUAAAGCAGAGCGUAACAAAGUCCAUACACGAUACAUAUAUCCCAGAUCCCAAAUCUCCAUCAUCCCUCUCCAAAUCCAUAUUAUCAUCAAUCUCCCAAAAAUAGUCCCAUGUCCGUC